AUGACACCUUACUCCCUUCGACUGGUUGUCGCGGCUUCGGUCUCGCAAUCGAUUGCUAUACUCUUAACCAUCUUCAGGCUUGUUUACAGAGGUUGGACGCGUCAAUUGUGGUGGGAAGAUGCAUGGGCGGCGUUGGCGUUGGUGUCAGACGGUGUUUGUCUAGCAUGGAUCUGGGUUCGUACUACGAAAAGGUUACCUGCCUGGACCUUCGCUGCGGCUUUCACCUCCGUCGUGUGGACUGCGCGCAUGAGCAUCAUUUUCUCCAUCAUCCGAAUCGCCAACCCCUCAGGUGACAAGGUCCACAAACGGAUCACCUACCUCAUUGCAGUAUCCUUCGUGUGCAUGUGGGCCGCGCUAGUCGCGUACAAAAUCACCAUGUGCACAAACUACUCGUGCCGGAUGACCCGGACAAUAGCGCUCUUGCAACUGACCACGGACAUCGCCGGUGAUUUCCCCCUCAUCGUUGCACCGCUGCAGUUCUGGAAAAAUGCGGGGCUCUCUCGCAACAACACAAUAUUGAUCAUGUCUGUUUUCGGCUCAUCGAUUCUGAUCACCAUCGUUACAAUCCCGCACUCGAUAAUGCUCUUCCAUUCCGUCACAGAAACAACGCUCAUCAUGUCAAAACGUGACGGAAAUCAGGCCGCCCUCAGUCUCGUCGUCUGCAACGUCCUGGUGAUAGUCACCUUGGCAUAUCGCGUGUUCUGGAAGGAAAGACUUGAACUCGACCAGUCGUUCACGUCUCCUGGGAUUUUCUCGAGCGUCAUCGUGACACAAUUCCCGUCCGACACGAACUCCAGGACAUCACCCUCUGUCCAAGAGGAGACAAACCAAGAUAAAUAA
Molecule: messenger RNA, 840 nt
Organism: Suillus clintonianus
Lineage: Eukaryota; Fungi; Basidiomycota; Agaricomycetes; Boletales; Suillaceae
Exons: 7
Coding region: 1-840 (279 amino acids)
Source: RefSeq, a predicted model, not a curated record